Messenger RNA from Puntigrus tetrazona (Sumatra barb), 4480 nucleotides. RefSeq names its product stonin 2 (gene ston2). Gene Ontology annotation, biological process: regulation of endocytosis; synaptic vesicle endocytosis; clathrin-dependent endocytosis. The transcript is spliced from 7 exons. Bases 149 to 2728 code for a protein of 859 amino acids. Gene Ontology annotation, cellular component: AP-2 adaptor complex; synaptic vesicle. The record is from RefSeq and is a predicted model, not a curated record. Lineage: Eukaryota; Metazoa; Chordata; Actinopteri; Cypriniformes; Cyprinidae. Gene Ontology annotation, molecular function: clathrin-cargo adaptor activity.
AGCCCAGAUUCACCGGGAGCGGGUGAGAGCUACGAUCUGCUUAGACUCAACAAACACGAUAUCGCCUUCCUAGGUGGGCAUGGAGUCCAAGAUUUGGGGGGAGUGAGCCAACGUUACAAGAACCAAGACACAGGACAGGACAAUCUCCAUGGCUGCUACAGCCAGUAGCAGAACUGAUCCCAGACCAGGCUGGGUUGCUUUUCCAGAUGAGGAGUCACAGGCAGACGAGGACCACCUCCAGCCCUCUUUAGAUCAGCCUGUGCAGGACUCCUCUACUUGGGCAGAAGUACCAUGUGUGUCUGGUCAGAAAGCAGAGCAGCCAAAUUCCUGGGUUCAGUUUGAUGAAAAACCAUGGUCACCCUCUUCUCCUCCUCCUUCACAGGUAAAAGGUCCCAGGCACAGCAUUUGCUCUUCAGCCAGUUUCUGGAGUGCCGUUCCCCCAUCAGAGAGCAGCUGGACCACCCAAUCAGAGGAGCAGAGCUCCGUGAGCAUGGGGGCGUCUUCCUGUGACCUGCCCUCACUUAACACCGAAGAGCCACCCAGUCAAACACCCUCCUGUCCCCACUCUUCUAACUCUUCUGUGUGCCAAGAGGAUGAAGGAAUAAACAUGGAUUCAUUCAACUGGACAGCAAACAACCAACACACUAAUGGCCAAUCUUAUGUCACCUCCAACCGCUUUGCCAGCUGGGUUACCUUUGAUGAUGAUGAGGAGUCAGUUUUCCAACCUCCAGGGAGACAGUCUAAUAUAAAACUGGAUAACCUCAACAAUUCUCCACUGCAGGAUGCCAACAGCAACCUGAUUUCCUCUUCCUUUUGUGGCCAGAUGACAGAGAGACACAUUCUGGACUUGACCCCUGAUGGCACCAAUUCCAUCUUUGAGUUUAAUAACACACUAUCAAACAACAGCGUUCCGUACAACAAGAAGAAUCCUUUUCUGGAUGAUGAGCUCUCAAACCUGCAGCCUUCUCCUAUUAACCCUUUCAGUGCCUAUUUUGACAAAACAGACCUGAAAACAUCCCAAGGCAUUGGCCUGUGUCAGGAGGUACCGGAUUUGUCCACCUUCAGUUUACCGUUCAUUGAGUAUCAAGAUGCUGAUAUCAAAAGGGAAUCUAUUAUGCUUUUCUCAUCUAAGAAAGACUCUGUAGUUAAAAAAGAUAGUAUCCCAUCAGGCUUUCCUGUAGAAGGUCUGGAUCAGCUCAGGAAUAUUCACAUUUCUGACCCUGACCGUGACGACAGUCCUACUCUACCAGAUGGUUCAGUGGAGGAAGUUGACUCUGAUGAUUCCACCUACGAACCAGACCAUAUGACUCCUCAGGAUGGCUGGCCCAUGCUCCUGCGCAUACCUGAGAAGAAGAACAUCAUGUCCUCACGUCACUGGGGACCAAUAUUUGUCAGGUUGACGAACAGUGGCCAGCUGCAACUUUUCUAUGAGAGAGGCCUGGAAAAGCCCUUCAAAGAGUUCCAGCUAAACUCCCAGCAUGAAAUAUCUGAACCCAAGCUCCAGAACUAUGAUGAGAAUGGUCGUGUUCAUACCAUAAGUGUAGACCAUGUGGUUUACAAAGAGAAGAGGAAGAUCCAGCCCAAGGUCUCAGUGGUUCAUAUGCCUGUGAGAGAGCAAGCAGUGAAGCUUGGGACAACAAACUAUGAAGACUUCUUGAGCUUUCAACACGCUCUGCAGGAGAGCCUUGUGGGCCUCUCUGUGGAUCAAGAAGGUCUUAACUGGCCAACGACUUACACUGAGGAGGAGAUCCACGUGGAGGUGAAGGAUAACUUCUAUGGGAUUGUCUCCAAAGGGGACAGCCGUAUCUUACAGCAGCUGGUUUUGACCCGAGUGAACAUGCUAGCCUUCUUGAAUGGAUCUUCCCCAUGCAGUAUUGGCCUCAAUGAUGUCCAUGUCAAAGGUAAAGAGGUGGUUUCUCGGCAUGACAUAAUUCCCAACACAACAUCACGUUGGAUCCAGCUCCGGGAUUGUCGACUGCACGAGUGUGCAGACCAGUUAGAGUUUGCGGAGUCCCGAGCCAUUACAUUUAGCCCACCGGUUGGUCGUCGCUUUGAACUGCUGCGUUUCCGUACGGCGUUUGCUGAAAAAACUCUUCCCUUCACUCUGAGAACAGUAGCUUGUGUCAAGGGUGCGGAAGUGGAGGUGCAGUCAUGGCUGGUGAUGUCAACAGGGUUUUCAUCCAAUCGAGAUCCUUUAACAUUAAUUCCUUGUGAGAAUGUUGCUAUCCGUUACCCCAUACCGGAAAUUUGGGCAAAGAACUUUAAGCGAGAGAGUGUGACGGGAGAGAAGUCCUUGAAGGCUCGCUUCAAUAAAGGAGCCAGUUUUGGUUCAACCAGCACAUCAGGCUCGGAACCAGCCAUGAGAGUCACUCUCGGCGUAGCGAAGUACGAACAGGCCUUCAGGUCUGUGGUGUGGAGGAUCAAUCGCCUGCCAGACAAGAACUCAGCACUGGGACAUCCUCAUACCUUCUACUGUCAUUUGGAGCUGGGCUCAGAUUGGGACGUGCCUCCUAAGUUUGAGUGCCUGGUGGAAGUUGAGUUUGACAUGCCCUCUGCUUCUGCGUCCAAAGCCACCGUUCGCUCUCUGUCCGUGGGGGACAGAACUGACUUGAAGAAAUGGAUCACCUACAAAUCACAUUACUCCUAUCAGGUGGCAGUGGAGCAGAAGAAUGAGCGCACGUUGGACAGUCCCCAGAAGAAGCAGCAAGGCCAGUGCUCUCAACAGUGAGGAACCAGCAAAAGAGGGAGGUUUACGGCUUGCACUUGUUGAACGAGAGAAAAUUCAACCCUAAAUCGGGGUAGUUUUCGUUUACAUUUCUUGCCCGUUUGGACUAUUUGCAAAGGUGUAAAAUUGAAAUGCAGCGAGAUUGAUAUGCAAAAACGGAUCCCUUGCAACACUACAGUAUAUAUCCAGACCUCUAUAAGCAUUACAUAUCCAAAUAUUUCAAGAUUUGCUAUUGCUACUAAUCAGGGCGGUCAAACGAUUAAUUGCAUUCAAUGCAUCCAACGUUUUUGUUCACAUAAUAUCUGCGUGUACUGUGCAUGUUUAUUAUAUACUUAAGGAAAUUAUGUCAAUAUAAUAAAUAUAUAUAAAUACAUAUAAAUAUUUUCUAAUUAUAUAAUGUAUGUGUGUGCUUUUAUAAUAUACACGGUACACAUACGUUAUGUAAAUGUAAAUAUUUUGGAUGUGAUUAAUCACUUGAGAGCACUACUAUUAAUCAUAUUUUAUGGACAUGGACAUCUGGCUUUGUCCACAAGGCGAGUAACUCGCAAUCAUCUCAUAAAGUAAUCUUAUUUGCCUAAAACGAUGCAGCUGUUGUGGUUUGUUUUAGCUGCAGAUAUCACAAAAAUGUCGUGUAAAUUUGUCUGUAUAUUUUGGCCUAUGAAGAGUCAUUUGUGUAGUGUCACCAAGUGAGUUUUCUUUCUAUUUAACUUUGUACAGAGGAUAAGAGGGAUUUGUUAACUAACUAACACAUUUCAGACUUCUUCUUUUUUUAAUUAGAAGACAAACAAGUGAUAAAAAUACAUGCUAAAGGUACCAGUGAUGCAAAUCGUUUAUUUUAGAUUCAUAUUCAUGAGUGUCUUAUAAGCACAUUUUAUUUGUUUUUAUGAAUAUACGUUAGAGAAACAAAAAUUCCAAAUGAAAAUAUUAUUCAGAUUCAGUUAAUUUGGUCACUUUUCUUUCGCCACAUACACAUAAUCAUAUCUGAGUAGCUGCGAACGUGUGCAUGUCUUAAAGCAUAGCACUGCAGCGAGGGAAAUGAUUGUGAAUGUAAAACACCCUGUGCUUUGCAUAUCCUGAUGAGAUACUGAGUUUAACAAUUAAGUAGGUUCAAAAAUAGGGUCAUAAUUACUAAAGAGGGCUUAAACUUUGCCAAACUAGCAUCUACUUCUUCACAUGACUUUCAGGUUAAUGCUGUUUAUUAAACUAAUUGUUGUUGAACAUUUGCUGAUAAGUAAUAAGUGUUUAAAUUUAAGAUAACAUUUCCCAAAUAAUAUUUUUCCAUUAUGUUUGCUGCAUUUUUUUUAUGUUUUGGUUUUGGGAGUUGCAGUUGCUUCGAUUAUUCGGUGCAUAGACCUAGUACUAAUCAAGAAUGAUUUUGAAAAUGAUGAUGUAUUUUUUUAAAUAAUUAAUAAUGAUUAUGAUUUAAUAUUGCUGUUUUGUCCUGUAAUGCAGAGGAAAACAUUUAAUAGAACUAAUGACCUGACCAUUAUUUCACACUGUUAAACAAAACAAAAAAAAAUUUUAGAAAUCAUUUUGUCUGCUUUUCUUCUUUAGUUUUUUUUUUUAAUUGACAUAAUUCUUUUGAAACAAUAAAUACAGUUUUGCAAUAUUUGAAUACUUUUGUUAAUACUGACACUUCAAUACAGGCAAUAGUGUCUUAAAUUUCAUUUGUUAUGUGUUUUGUGUGUUUGUGUGUGUGCGCGCACCAGGAACAAGUAUUGGAACAAGGUUCCAGGAUUAAAAGAUAUUUUGUGA